Telopea speciosissima is the source of this 3796-nucleotide messenger RNA. RefSeq names its product probable pre-mRNA-splicing factor ATP-dependent RNA helicase DEAH5. The transcript has 2 exons. Bases 57 to 3650 code for a protein of 1197 amino acids. Gene Ontology annotation, cellular component: catalytic step 2 spliceosome; intracellular anatomical structure. The record is from RefSeq and is a predicted model, not a curated record. Gene Ontology annotation, molecular function: RNA binding; ATP binding; RNA helicase activity. Lineage: Eukaryota; Viridiplantae; Streptophyta; Magnoliopsida; Proteales; Proteaceae. Gene Ontology annotation, biological process: spliceosomal complex disassembly; mRNA splicing, via spliceosome.
ACCCUAAUCUCCCGCAAUUUGCCCUAUUAUUUCGUUUCUUCCCUGUAAUUCCAGUCAUGGGAACUGAGAUCCAAGACGAGGGCUUGAAGAAGCUAGAGUAUCUGUCCCUUGUCUCAAAGGUCUGCACUGAGCUCGAAUCCCAUCUUGGGUUUGGUGACAAGGUACUGGCUGAGUUCAUCACUGAUAUGGGUAGUAAAUGCGAAAGCGUUGAUAGAUUUGACUCCAGUUUAAAGGAGAAUGGUGCUGAGAUGCCUGAUUACUUUGUUCGCACUCUUUUUACCAUUAUCCAUGCCAUUCUUCCUCCAAAACCCAAAUCUGAUAAGGAUAGUAAGAAGGACGCUUCCAGUGAUAAGAUGACUAUGUUUUCGAGUCUUGCAAUUGCAGACAAUAGGGAGAGGGCCAAGGAAAUCGAGAAGGAAAUUGAAGAGGAAGCUAAGCUGAAGAAUAGAGAGAGAGAAAGGGAAAGAGACAGGGACAGGGACAGGGACAGGGACAGGGACAGGCACAAGGGCAGGGACGGGGACAGAGACAGAGACAGAGAUAGAGUUAGAGACAGUAGAAAGGAUAGACACAGAGAUAGAUAUGACGAUGAGAGGGACGAUAGAAGAGAACGGGACAGGUACAGAGAUGAUGAUGAUAGAACUGACUCCAGGAGUAGGUCGAGACACAGCCGGCAUGACAGAGAUGGAAGGGAUGAAGAUGAUGAGAAUGUUGACAGUCGGGAUGGAGAGGAUAGAAGAGACCAUAGAAGCCGGCAGAAAGGUCGGUACCAUUCAGAUGAGCCUGAAGUGUACAAGGUUUAUGCAGGUCGGGUGUCAAGAGUGAUGGAAACGGGCUGCUUUGUUCAGCUGAAUGAUUUUAGAGGUAAAGAAGGUUUAGUACAUGUUUCUCAGAUUUCUGGUAAAAGGAUUGCCAAUGCUAAGGAUGUUGUGAAGCGGGACCAGGAGGUGCAUGUCAAAGUGAUUUCAAUGUCAGGACAAAAACUCAGUCUUUCAAUGAGGGAUGUUGAUCAGACUACUGGAAAAGAUCUACUUCCAUUGAAUAAGAGUUUGGAUGAUGAUGCUUUGAGGGCAAAUCCUUCUGACUCAAGCCAGGGUCCGAGAACUAGAACAGGGCUUUCGGGGAUUAAGAUUGUCGUGGAGGAUGAUAUUAUUCCAUCACGACGACCAUUGAAGCGAAUGAGCUCCCCAGAGAUAUGGGAAGCAAAGCAACUUAUGGCUUCUGGUGUUCUGGAUGCUAGGGAGCAUCCUAUGUAUGAUGAAGGAGAUGGGUUGCUUUACCAGGAAGAGGGUGCUGAAGAAGAGCUUGAGAUUGAGCUGAAUGAGGAAGAGCCAGCCUUCUUGCAGGGGCAGAGCCGAUACUCUAUGGACAUGUCACCUGUGAAGAUCUUCAAGAAUCCUGAGGGGUCUUUGAGUCGUGCAGCAGCACUUCAGUCUGCUCUUAUCAAGGAGCGAAGAGAGGUACGGGAGCAGCAACAAAGAACUAUGCUUGAUUCCAUCCCAAAGGAUCUCAACCGUCCUUGGGAGGAUCCAAUGCCAGAGACUGGUGAGCGGCAUCUUGCACAAGAACUGAGGGGUGUGGGUUUAUCAGCCUAUGACAUGCCAGAAUGGAAGAAGGAUGCAUUUGGGAAGUCAAUGACAUUUGGACAGAGAUCAAAGCUCUCUUUACAAGAACAGAGGCAGAGCUUGCCCAUCUACAAGUUGAAGAAAGAGCUUAUUCAGGCUGUUCAUGACAACCAGGUGCUGGUUGUAAUUGGGGAGACGGGAUCUGGCAAAACCACCCAGGUGACUCAAUAUCUUGCCGAAGCAGGUUACACGACAAAGGGCAAGAUUGGAUGUACGCAGCCCCGUAGAGUAGCUGCUAUGUCCGUUGCUAAGAGAGUGGCAGAAGAGUUUGGGUGUCGUUUGGGGGAGGAAGUUGGUUAUGCUAUUCGGUUUGAGGAUUGCACUGGGCCAGAUACUGUCAUCAAGUAUAUGACUGAUGGUAUGCUUCUCAGGGAGAUUUUAAUUGAUGAGAACCUCUCCCAGUAUUCUGUAAUCAUGCUUGAUGAAGCCCAUGAGAGGACAAUCCACACUGAUGUACUGUUUGGAUUACUAAAGAAGCUUGUUCAACGGCGACCUGAGCUUAGGUUGAUUGUCACUUCUGCCACAUUGGAUGCAGAAAAGUUCUCUGGAUAUUUCUUUAGCUGUAAUAUCUUCACCAUUCCUGGAAGAACAUUUCCAGUUGAGAUCCUGUACACAAAACAGCCAGAAAGUGACUACCUGGAUGCAGCAUUGAUCACUGUUAUGCAGAUUCACUUGACGGAACCAGAAGGCGACGUCCUCCUCUUCUUAACUGGUCAAGAAGAGAUUGAUCAUGCGUGCCAGUCUCUUUAUGAGAGAAUGAAGGGACUAGGGAAGAAUGUUCCAGAACUGAUAAUAUUGCCAGUAUACAGUGCCCUUCCAAGUGAGAUGCAGUCAAGGAUUUUUGAACCUGCUCCCCCUGGGAAGAGGAAGGUGGUUGUGGCUACCAAUAUUGCAGAGGCUUCUUUGACCAUUGAUGGAAUAUUUUAUGUCAUUGACCCUGGAUUCGCUAAGCAGAAUGUUUAUAAUCCCAAGCAAGGACUUGAUUCGCUGGUUAUAACUCCUAUUUCACAAGCAUCGGCCAAGCAACGUGCUGGACGUGCUGGGCGAACAGGACCUGGGAAAUGCUACCGCCUUUACACUGAAAGUGCUUAUCGUAAUGAAAUGUCACCGACCUCUGUUCCUGAAAUUCAAAGGAUAAAUCUUGGAGUGACUACACUGACAAUGAAGGCCAUGGGAAUCAAUGAUCUUCUGUCUUUUGAUUUUAUGGAUCCCCCUUCACCUCAAGCCCUCAUCUCUGCCAUGGAACAACUGUACAGUCUAGGGGCUCUGGAUGAGGAGGGGCUUUUGACGAAAUUGGGUAGAAAAAUGGCAGAGUUCCCCAUGGAGCCACCCUUGUCCAAGAUGCUUCUUGCUAGUGUGGACCUUGGAUGCAGUGAUGAGGUUUUAACUAUCAUUGCCAUGAUUCAGACAGGGAAUAUCUUUUACAGGCCUAGGGAGAAACAAGCUCAAGCAGAUCAGAAGAGGGCCAAGUUUUUUCAGCCUGAAGGGGACCAUCUAACUUUACUUGCUGUUUAUGAGGCGUGGAAGGCAAAGAAUUUUUCUGGACCCUGGUGCUUCGAGAAUUUUGUUCAGUCUCGAUCUUUGAGGAGGGCUCAGGAUGUCAGAAAACAACUUCUUACCAUCAUGGACAGGUACAAAUUGGAUGUUGUGAGUGCUGGGAAGAAUUUCACAAGGAUACGGAAGGCAAUUACAGCAGGAUUCUUCUUCCAUGGUGCUAGAAAGGAUCCUCAGGAAGGUUAUAGGACCUUAGUUGAAAACCAGCCUGUCUAUAUUCACCCAAGCAGUGCUCUCUUCCAGAGACAGCCAGAUUGGGUGAUUUACCAUGAGUUGGUAAUGACUACAAAGGAGUACAUGCGUGAGAUCACUGUUAUUGACCCCAAAUGGCUUGUGGAAUUGGCCCCAAGAUUCUUCAAGGUUGCAGAUCCAACAAAAAUGAGUAAACGCAAGCGACAAGAACGUAUUGAACCACUUUAUGAUAGAUAUCAUGAACCCAACUCUUGGCGUUUAAGUAAACGCCGUGCUUGAGCACAUUUCAUUUGUGGGCAGCAAGUUUUGUACCUUGUUUUAUUUGUCUACUCCUUGUACUGUACAUAUUGUUUCUCUAUAAUUUCAUGGAUUAAUUUUGAUAUCCCAGCAUCCCUCCUUGAAAGUAGUGGAGGGUUUUCUUUCAA